Molecule: messenger RNA, 3134 nt
Organism: Dromiciops gliroides (monito del monte)
Lineage: Eukaryota; Metazoa; Chordata; Mammalia; Microbiotheria; Microbiotheriidae
Product: gastrula zinc finger protein XlCGF26.1-like
Exons: 5
Coding region: 268-2208 (646 amino acids)
Biological process (GO): negative regulation of transcription by RNA polymerase II
Molecular function (GO): DNA-binding transcription repressor activity, RNA polymerase II-specific
Source: RefSeq, a predicted model, not a curated record
UUCUGGGAGUCGUAGUUCUGUGGGCUCUUAGCGCACCUCUUUGUGGGGUCAGGGGUUCGGGGCUAUUGUUCAUGGGGCAUUGCGAAGGGUGAGGGAGGAGGAGAGGGAGUCAGUGCGCACGCGCGGCUAACGGUGCUGGGCCCCUGCGAGAGAAUCAGAAACACCCACUGACUCGCGGGCCGAGGGUGCACGCGUGAGUGUGUCAGAGAUCUGCUUUCUCAAGACACUGCCCUUCAAGAGAGGAGCAGAGAGAAAGGGGAGGAAGGAAUGGCAUCCUCACUGCUGCCCGCCAGCUCCCAGGAAUCAGUGACUUUCAGAGAUGUGGCCGUGGACUUCACAAGGGAGGAGUGGAGGCAUCUGAACUCAGCUCAGAGAGACCUGUACCGGGAUGUGAUGCUGGAGAACUAUCAGAACCUCGUGUCCUUGGGUCUUCUGGUUUUCCAGUCAGAUGUGAUCUCCCAGUUGGAGAAUGGUGAAGCACCAUUGAUGCCAGGGGCAGAAGUCCCAAGAGGCGCUUGGCCGGAUUCUCUUAAUCAGGAGAUGAGGGGCAAAUGCAAGGAGGCUCUUCCAGAGGACGAUAGUUUUUUGAGACUCACAAAGGAUGAUCCUUGGAAUUGCAAUUUAGGAGAAGGCUGGAAAUAUGAUGUCAGAAAGCAGAAAGACCAUCAAGAGAGGAAAUCCAAGCCAGUGAUAGUCAUCCGUGAAUGUAAUGCGUUUGAGCAAAAUUUCAGCAUGGGGUCAGUCCUUGCUACACAACAAAGAACUGCAACAGAGAAUGGUCUCUUUAAAUCUUUUGUCCAUGCAAAGAGCUCCAAGCAGUAUUCAGGCAUUCUUAAAUGUCCUAAAACCUCCUCAAGUAAGAAACGUUGGAAGUUCAACAAAUCCAGGAAGUCUUUUAGCUUCCACUCUGACCUUAUUCAAUAUCAUAAAAAACUUAUUGGAGAAAAGACAUGCGAAUGGAAUGAUUGUGGAAAAGCCUUAAGCAAAAAGCCAUCCAUCAGAGGAUGUCAGAAAAUUUAUGGUGGAGUAAAACCUUUUGUACACAAUGAAUUUAGAAAAGAUUGCAUACAGCGGGGAAAACCUAUUGUUCUUAAGAGAAUUCACAAAGGAGAGAAACCCUUUGAAUGUACUGUAUGUGGGAAAUACUUUAGCAAAAGCUCAUCAUUGAAGAGACAUCAGAGAAUUCAUACAGGAGAGAAACCUUUUGCAUGUAAUGAAUGUGGGAAAACCUUCAGGCAAAACUCAUCACUGAGCAGACAUCAGAAAAUUCAUGCAAGAAGCAAACCCUUUGUAUGUAAUGAGUGUGGAAAAGUCUUCAUAGAGAAAGGAAAACUUACUGAAUUUCAGACACUUCAUGCAGGAGAGAAACCCUUUGAGUGUAAAGAUUGUGGAAAGGCCUUCAGUGCAUCCCUUAAAGAGCAAUGGAAACUUUAUACUGAGGAAAAACAAUUCAAAUGUAAUGAGUGUGGGAAAUUCUUUAGCAAUAGCUCAUCACUUAAAGGACAUGAGAAAAUUCAUACUGGAGAGAAACCCUUUGUUUGCAAUGAGUGUGGUAAAGCCUUUGUAGAGAGAGGAAGACUUACUGAACAUAAGAGAAUUCACACUGGAGAGAAACCUUUUGCUUGUGAUGAAUGUGGGAAAGCCUUCAGCAAAAGCUCAUCACUUAGGGGACAUCAGAGAAUUCAUACUGGAGAGAAACCCUUUACUUGCAACGAGUGUGGGAAAGCCUUCAUAGAAAAAGGAAACCUUAGUGUACAUAAAAGAAUACAUACUGGAGAGAAACCUUUUGAAUGUAAUGAAUGUGGGAAGACUUUUUGUAAAAGCUCAUCGCUUAGGAAGCAUCACAGAACUCAUACUGGAGAAAAACCCUUUGUGUGCAGUGAGUGUGGGAAAGCCUUCAUAGAAAGAGGAAGACUUACUGAACAUAAGAGAAUUCACACUGGAGAGAAACCCUUUGAAUGUAGUGAAUGUGGGAAAGCCUUCAACCAAAGCUCAUCCCUUAGGAAACAUCAAAGACUUCAUACUGGAGAAAAACCUUUUACAUGUCUUGAGUGUGGAAAAGCCUUCAUACAAAAGGGAAACCUUAGUGUACAUAAGAGAAUUCAUACUGGAGAGAAACCCUUUGAAUGUAAUGAAUGUGGGAAGACCUUUCGAACUAGCUCGUCUCUAAGGAAGCAUGAAAGAGUUCAUACUGGAGAGAGAAUAUAAAACAGGGAUUAAUGGGGAUAGCUUUUACCUAUACCAUAAGCCUUACAAUUCAUUGAAAAUUUCAUGCAGCAGAGGGGCCCAUUGAAUGUAAUAAAUGUGGAAAGGCCUGAAGCACCAACUUAUUUUUUAGUUCUUAAGAAUCUGAUUUCUACCUACCCUUCUAGGCUUAUUUCACAUUGCUCUCUUUCUGAGCUCUACCUUCCAAACUGGCCUGCUUGCUGCUUCCUCAACUCUGAAUUUCAAUAUCCAUUCCUCCUGCGCGCACACACACACACACACACACACACACACACACACACACACACGCACACACAUACACACACCCCUCCUUGCCUUUUCAUAGGCUGUCACCAAUAUUCUCUCCUCUACCUUUUAAAAUCCCUGGUGUCCUUUAAGGCUUAGUGUAUGUCCUGUGGAAAGCUUUUUCUGCUCCCCAUAGUCAGUAGAGCUUGCCUCAAAUUCUCUCUCAUUAGAUAGAUAUGGAUAGAUGGAUUUAUCUAUCUAUAUUUUUUCUCUCAGUAUAUGAUAUUUUCCACCAGUAGCAUGUGAGCUCUGAGGGCAGGAACUAUCUUUUAUUUUAUCUUUGUAUCCUUGUACAUACUAGGUGGUUAAUAAAUCCUUAUUGGAUUGGAUCUUAGCAUUGGAGUGUCUAUACUGGAGAAAAUACUAUGAAUACAGUGAAUGUGGGUAAACCUCUAUAAGUAAGGGAAACUCUAGUACAUGUAAGAUAACAUCUGCUGGAGAGAAAUUCUUUCAUAAAGUCUUCAACAGCCAUUCAUCCUUUAGGGUUCAUUCAACAUAUAUUUAUAAAGCUCCUAUGUUCAAGACACUGCUAGGCAUUUGGAAUACAAAGCUAAAAAUGGAAACCGUUUCAGCCUUCAGAGAUCUUAUAUUCUACUGAAUGGAAUAGAAAAUUAUAGGAAAUA